AUUCCGGUCCAUCUUCAACACCUCGCGCCCAUAUCAGUAAACGUUGGCUGAUCACACGAGCUGGACGAAAUGGGAAUCUUCCACGGUGUACGGUGGGCAGUGUUAUUCAGUGUUUUCGCGUUGACGAUCGCGGCAACGCCAAGAAAGUUCCUUCAAACUCGCUUCAGCGUCGACUACCAACCGUUCGAAGGGCCGUGGAGCGAUGAUUUCGACUGGGGCGUAAUAAAGGAGGUGCUACAUAAAGCGCCGGGCAAUGCAGUGAUAUCGCCGCUCUCCGUCAAGGCGCUGCUGGCACUGCUGUACGAAGGUAGCGCGAGUAGAUCGGAGACGGAGCGCGAACUUCAACAGGCACUCAGCGGUGGUAAUGAUCAAACCGUGUCCAAACUGCAAACCGAUCUGCUACAGUACAAACAGCAGCAGCAAGAUCUGCUCAUCACCGAUCGCAUCUUUCACGAUGUUUCGGUGACGAUCAUGCAGAAGUAUCAUAGCAUUGUUGUAGCACGGUACAAUGCGUCAACACAGGCGGUGGACUUCCAGGAUACGGUGGCCGCGGCAGCACAAAUCAACGAAUGGAUUGCUUACAAUACCCGGGGCAAUAUUCAGAACAUCAUUAAACCGGACACGCUGCAUGAUGCGCUGAUGUUGUUGAUUAACACGAUCUACUUUAAGGGUUCGUGGUCAAUCCCAUUCCCAACCAAUGCUACCGUGGAGAGGCCGUUCUAUGCCAACAAACGAUCGACCGCCAGUCGAUUUGGACCUCGAACAGUUCCGUACAUGAAGCAGCGCGAGCGUAUCUUCUACUACAAACACUCAGAAGAGUUAAGUGCCCAGUUUCUGCGCUUGCCGUACGACAAGAAUCAACUAUCAAUGAUUGUGGUGUUACCGGAUGAGCAGGUAUCGCUGGCACAGCUACUUUCGCGUCUAACACCACAGUCGGUACAUCAGGCACUGGCGGACAUGGCCGAAGAAGAGGUAGAGAUAGAGUUACCACGGUUUUCCAUCACCUACUCGAACUCUAUGCGGGAAUGUCUGCAGCAGCUCGGUAUAUCGCGGGUUUUUAGUGACCAGGCCGAACUACCGUUGAUAUCACGCGGCCGCACCACACCACUGAAGGUGAGCACGAUACUGCAGAAGAGCUGCAUUCUUGUGGACGAACAGGGCACGGAGGCGUCGGCAGCUACCGAGGGCACGCUGGUGUUUACGAUUCUUAACCAACCGAUCAAGUUCAUUGCCAACCGGCCAUUCCUCUUCCUGAUCUACGACGAAGGCAAGGGCAACUGGUUGUUUGCCGGCAAGGUGGAAGAUCCACAGGUUUGCCGGGGGUUGGAUGAUGUCCAUCCAAUGUCGAUCUGUGCCAGUUUGAGUGCGUGGGAUGAGAUCUCGCGCAUGGAUGACCAGAACCAUUUUGUCCGUUCCGUAGUUCGGUCGUUAGUUGUCGCUAUAGUCGUUCGGUUGUGUUCAACCAUGCAUAAGUUUAGCAUUGUGAUAUUGUGCUUUUCCGCACUUUUAAUUUUUGACGCCGCGGCCCAAAACGAUGUUCACGGCCCAUUCCAAGGCCAGCGCAAGAACGAUUUCGACUUGAAGUUUGUCAAGGAAAUCUUCAAAAACCACAACUCCAACGUUGUGCUGUCACCGUUUUCGGUGAAAAUUUUGCUUACCCUCAUCUACGAAGCAUCCGACACCAGCUUCGGUACUGCCGUAUCCAACACCAAGCGCGAGCUUAGCUCCGUCAUCCAGAAUGAAAACAUUGAGCUUACGCGCAGCUACUACAAGCAGCUGCUCGAAUCGGCCCAGCAGGACAACAAGGACUUUGAUCUGAACAUUGCCACCAACUUCUUCGUGGACGACUUCAUCGAGGUGAUCAACAAGUAUCAGCAGAUCGCAAACACACACUACCAUGCGAUGCUCGAAAAGGUGUCGUACUCUAACCCAGCACAAGCCGCCCUCACCAUCAACAACUGGGUAUCGCAGCACACGAACGGCCGGCUGCGCGAGAUCGUAACACCGGACAGUCUCGAGGGUGCUGUUAUUACGCUGGUCAACGUCAUCUACUUCAAGGGUCUGUGGACGUACCCGUUCCCGGAGGUGGUAAACAAUGUGAAGCCAUUCUUCGGCACAAACGGCAAACCAAGCGUCGCCCAGUACAUGGAACAAAAUGGACAGUUCUACUAUGACAAUUCGGCCGAUCUCGGUGCACAAAUUCUGCGCCUACCGUACCGUGGCGAUAAGCUUGCGAUGUACUUUAUCCUACCGAAUCCGGAAAGCUCGAUCAAUCAGGUGUUGGAUCGCAUCAACAGUGGUUCGCUGCACCAGGCCCUGUGGUACAUGGAGGAGAACGAGGUGAACGUGACCAUUCCCAAGUUUAAGUUCGAUUUUAGCGAACAGCUUAACGAACCGCUGCAGCAGAUUGGCAUCCGUGAGAUCUUCUCCCAAAACGCAUCCCUGCCACUGCUGGCUCGUGGACGUGGAGCUCGCGAUGAGGUGCGAGUUUCAAGGAUCUUCCAGAAGGCUGGCAUCACCAUCAACGAGGUGGGCAGCGAAGCAUAUGCUGCUACUGAAAUUCAGUUGGUAAACAAGUUCGGUGGUGACGGUGUUCAGAUCUUCAACGCUAACCGGCCAUUCAUUUUCUUCAUCGAGGACGAAACUCUUGGUUCAAUGCUGUUCGCAGGAAAGAUUGAGAAUCCCGUGUUUUAGGGGGUGCGAGUGUUCGCAUUAUCUGUAAUGAUCGCGUUCAGGUUUCCUAAAACUAUACGCUAUAAGUAACUGAUCUUUUAAAUGCUAUUGCCAUCAAUAAAAGUUGCUGUCUAUUAUAAUUUGAAGAUCGU
Molecule: messenger RNA, 2825 nt
Organism: Anopheles maculipalpis
Lineage: Eukaryota; Metazoa; Arthropoda; Insecta; Diptera; Culicidae
Exons: 9
Coding region: 70-2694 (874 amino acids)
Molecular function (GO): serine-type endopeptidase inhibitor activity
Source: RefSeq, a predicted model, not a curated record